AUGGCGUCUUCGUGCUACUUCGGCCUGCUCGUAGCCAGUGGUUACGGAUUUUCCCACUUCGCACACUCACUUCACUCCGAAAUUCUCUUCAGCGGCUCUAGCUACUACGAGCUCAGCGGUAUCACGUUGGUCUGGUUCGCGACACUACUAGCAGCCUCCUUCUACCGCGCCUCAUUCAAGUCCCGGUACCUGCGAAAGGCCAUCAUCGCCGGCAUCAGCAUCAUCGUCAACGUCCAAUUUGUCUUCAUGGGCAUCGGUUUCAUAUACUACAGUGCUUGGGAGAUACAUGAGUACAACUCAUACGUAUUAUCGGCCUCCGACCCCAACGAUCACACCAAACCAGUCAUUAUCAACAACGGCUCGGAUGAUGUACAGGACGCGCUGGACGACACCGCACUCGGGCAUCGCAUUACAAUCUCGCGGGCGGAAUUGGCGUUUGUGGUUCUCAGCUGUGUCUUCUCCUUGAUGCUCAUCGUCCUGGAUGUCUUCCGCGUGGUGAUCAACGGCACCAAAUUAGGCCACUGUACUUCCAACGGCGCUUACGCAUAG
Molecule: messenger RNA, 549 nt
Organism: Anthostomella pinea
Lineage: Eukaryota; Fungi; Ascomycota; Sordariomycetes; Xylariales; Xylariaceae
Source: the annotation of a GenBank genome assembly